AUGAAGUUCUCUGGAAUCCUUUUAUUAGCCGCCCUCUCCGCGGUGAGUGCUGCACCACUUCCCGGAUAUCCAAUUGCUGAAUCAUAUCCAAUUGCCGAAUCAUACCCAAUUGCCGAAAGAUCAUACCCAAUUGCCGAAUCAUACCCAAUUGCCGAAUCCUAUCCAAUCGCUGAAAGAUCAUAUCCAAUCGCUGAAUCAUACCCAAUCGCUGAAUCAUACCCAAUCGCUGAAAGAUCAUACCCAAUCGCUGAAUCAUAUCCAAUUGCCGAAUCAUACCCAAUUGCCGAAAGAUCAUACCCUAUCGCUGAAUCAUACCCAAUUGCCGAAUCGUACCCAAUUGCCGAAAGAUCAUACCCUAUCGCUGAAUCAUACCCAAUUGCCGAAUCGUACCCAAUUGCCGAAAGAUCAUACCCAAUUGCUGAAUCAUACCCAAUUGCCGAAUCAUACCCAAUUGCCGAAAGAUCAUACCCAAUUGCUGAAUCAUACCCAAUUGCCGAAUCAUACCCAAUCGCUGAAAGAUCAUACCCAAUUGCUGAAUCAUACCCAAUUGCUGAAUCAUACCCAAUUGCCGAAAGAUCAUACCCAAUUGCUGAAUCAUACCCAAUUGCUGAAUCAUACCCAAUUGCUGGAUAA
Acaulospora morrowiae is the source of this 633-nucleotide messenger RNA. The record is from the annotation of a GenBank genome assembly. NCBI's taxonomy places the organism in Eukaryota, Fungi, Glomeromycota, Glomeromycetes, Diversisporales, Acaulosporaceae.